GGAGGCGGCCGAGCCGCAGUGGAGAGAGACCUGGGUGGCAGAGGUUGCGGCGCGGGCGGCCUCCACCUCCUCCAGGGUUCCUCGACGCGCUGCCCUCGUUUUAAUGCGCAGCGACUUCGGGUCAUCUCUCCUUUGCUUCUCGUAGGAGUCGCAGUUCCAGGAGCAACAGCCUAGAAGAGGACGCGGUACCCGCACAGGGGGCUUCAGCACCAUCCCCCGACCAUUAGGCGGCGGGAUGUCUGUGGUCGGCAUUGACCUCGGCUUUCUCAAUUGCUACAUCGCAGUAGCGAGGAGUGGCGGCAUCGAAACCAUCGCCAAUGAGUACAGCGACAGGUGUACCCCAGCCUGUAUAUCUUUGGGAUCAAGAACGCGAGCCAUUGGAAAUGCAGCCAAGAGCCAGAUAGUCACGAAUGUAAGAAAUACAGUUCAUGGUUUCAAAAAGCUUCAUGGGCGAUCAUUUGAUGAUCCUGUUGUGCAAACUGAAAGGAUCAGGCUUCCCUAUGAGCUGCAGAAGAUGUCUAAUGGAAGUGCAGGAGUUAAGGUGCGAUACCUAGAAGAAGAGAGACCUUUUGCAAUCGAGCAAGUUACUGGAAUGCUGUUGGCUAAGCUUAAAGAGACUUCAGAAAAUGCUUUGAAGAAACCAGUGGCUGACUGUGUGAUUUCAAUUCCGAGCUUUUUCACUGAUGCUGAGAGAAGAUCUGUGAUGGCUGCAGCCCAGGUUGCAGGCUUAAAUUGUUUAAGGCUAAUGAAUGAAACUACUGCAGUUGCACUGGCAUAUGGAAUUUAUAAACAGGAUCUUCCUCCGUUAGAUGAGAAACCAAGAAAUGUAAUAUUUAUUGAUAUGGGACAUUCUGCCUACCAGAUCUCAGUUUGUGCUUUUAACAAAGGAAAACUUAAAGUCUUGGCUACUACCUUUGAUCCAUAUUUGGGUGGCAGGAACUUUGAUGAGGUUUUAGUAGACUACUUCUGUGAUGAGUUCAAGACAAAAUAUAAGAUAAAUGUAAAAGAAAACUCUCGGGCCUUGUUGCGUUUAUAUCAGGAAUGUGAAAAACUAAAGAAGCUAAUGAGUGCAAAUGCAUCAGACCUUCCACUGAACAUUGAGUGUUUCAUGAAUGACCUUGAUGUUUCUAGUAAACUGAACAGGGCUCAGUUUGAACAAUUAUGUGCUUCCCUCUUAGCCAGAGUUGACCCACCAUUAAAAGCAGUAAUGGAACAAGCUAACUUGCAACGUGAAGACAUAAGUAGUAUAGAAAUUGUAGGGGGAGCAACACGAAUUCCUGCUGUCAAGGAACAGAUCACUAAAUUCUUUCUUAAAGACAUAAGUACCACAUUAAAUGCUGAUGAAGCUGUUGCAAGAGGGUGUGCAUUACAGUGUGCGAUUCUCUCACCAGCAUUUAAAGUGCGUGAAUUUUCCAUAACAGACCUUGUUCCCUAUUCAAUCACAUUAAGAUGGAAGACCUCUUUUGAAGAUGGGACUGGGGAAUGUGAAGUAUUCUGUAAGAACCAUCCUGCCCCAUUCUCAAAAGUCAUUACUUUCCACAAGAAGGAACCAUUUGAACUCGAAGCAUUUUAUACUAAUUUACAUGAAGUGCCUUACCCAGAUCCAAGAAUCGGGAGCUUCACUAUUCAGAAUGUUUUCCCACAGUCUGAUGGUGAUAGUUCCAAAGUUAAGGUUAAAGUUCGUAUUAACAUCCAUGGAAUCUUCAGUGUGGCUAGUGCAUCAGUAAUUGAGAAGCAGAAUGUAGAAGGGGAUCACAGUGAUGUUCCUAUGGAGACAGAAACUUCUUUUAAGAAUGAAAGCAAAGAUGAUGUGGAUAAAAUGCAGGUUGACCAGGAAGAAGAGGGUCAUCAAAAAUGUCAAGCUGAACACACUCCAGAAGAAGAAAUUGAUCAUACAGGAACCAAAACACAGUCUGUACCCUCAGAUAAACAAGAGCGAUUAAACCAGACCAUUAAAAAAGGAAGAGUCAAGAGUAUUGAUCUACCGAUCCAGAGUAGCCUGUGUAGGCAACUGGGCCAAGAUCUUCUCAACAUCUACAUUGAAAAUGAGGGGAAGAUGAUAAUGCAGGAUAAAUUAGAGAAAGAAAGAAAUGAUGCGAAGAAUGCUGUUGAAGAAUAUGUGUAUGAUUUUAGGGACAAGCUUGGCACUGUCUAUGAAAAAUUCAUCACUCAAGAAGACUUGAGAAAACUGUCUGCAAUAUUGGAAGACACAGAAAAUUGGCUUUAUGAAGAAGGAGAGGACCAAGCUAAACAGAUUUAUGUGGAUAAGCUUCAAGAACUAAAGAAAUAUGGCCAGCCUAUUCAAAUGAGGUACAUGGAACAUGAAGAGAGACCAAAAGCUUUAAACGACUUGGGAAAAAAGAUCCAGCUUGUCAUGAAAGUUAUAGAAGCAUAUAGAAACAAGGAUGAAAGAUACGAUCAUUUGGAUCCUGCUGAAAUGGAAAAAGUUGAAAAAUAUAUCAGUGAAGCCAUGAGUUGGCUGAACAGUAAGAUGAAUGCACAGAACAAACUAAGUCUCACUCAAGAUCCUGUGGUGAAAGUUUCAGAAAUAGUUGCAAAGUCAAAGGAACUGGAUCAUUUCUGUAACCCCAUCAUUUAUAAGCCCAAACCGAAAGUAGAGGUUGCUGAAGACAAGGCAAAAGCUAAUAGUGAACACAAUGGACCAGUGGAUGGACAGAGUGGGACUGAAACUAAACCAGAUACAACAAAAGACAGCACACAGCAUACUAAAUCUUCUGGAGAGAUGGACGUGGACUAAGUCUUAAUUUCACCUUCACGUAAUCCAAACAGUGCAAGUAACCACAGGGUCCAUUCUUCUUCUUUUACAUCUGGUACACACAACAGAUGUUUAGUUGUUCUUAACCACUUUUUGUCAUUUGUUUUUUGGAGUAGUUUUGAAAAGUGUUUUAUAUUGAGUGCACCUCUGUUCAUUUCCAUUGCUGCUUAAUGUGAAGCUUUAGCUGAAUGUACAUUAACAAGUCAGUUUAAGCUUUCCUAAUAUAUUUUAUGUCAAACAUGCAAGAUUUGAUAAGUAGUUGGCAACCUUAUUUAAAGCUUCUACUUGGAUAAACCUCAGCUCCUUUAUUCAGGAAAGGAUACUGUAUUGUGCUACUGUUGCAGAAGCAUAGAUUUAAUGGCAUCAUUAUUUUGAAAAACAAAUAUUGAAAUUGAUGUGGUUUAAAGCCACCAAGUCACUGACCUUCUUCUAGUUAUGGUAUUGUUAUAAUUUAAAUAUUAAAACAAAUAAGAGGUUCCUUGACAAAUUAGUCCAUCUCGUUGGUGUGCCAUGAGAACUUCAAAACUUUGUUUUCACUGUAUAAAUGAACUAAAUCACACAUUGAAAGGGAAAACGCACAAUUUUAUGUUAAGGUGACACCAGCAGUUAGCUUCUUUUCAUUAGUCAUGUGGAUUGAUGUUUCUCAGAGUAAUUCAGUGUUUAGCACUCUAAACUUCUGAUCUACUUGUCCUGAAGACCAGCUGCUGCUAAAGUGAUGCUGGCCCAAAAAUGAUGAAGCAUUUUUGAUGAAAAUACCUCCAUGUUAAGGGGGAAAUGCUGUUGACCUACUCAGACAUGCAUCUGUGAUGUUGAUAACCUUGUUUUAGUUUUAAUAGUUGUUUCGGUCUUCUUAAUUGAUUUUGUUAAUAUGUUAACAGAGGGCAGGGAGAAAUGGCACAAUGUGUACUGCAUUAUAUACAUUUAUCACUGAUUUACUUAAUGUUAACAUAUAAACACUAAAUAAGCAGUAAUACUUGAAAAGAAGCACUUAUACCAUAGGUCUUAGGAAAUACUGCUUGUAAUAAACUUAACUGUGUUACACAUCAACAGGCAAAAUAUAGAAUGUUACACAGUGUAAUAUGAUAUGAUGUGAUUAAAUUAUAGUUCCUGCUGUUACGUUACCUGUUCACAUCUUGGCUCCAGUUUUGGUGCUUCAUAUAUAAAUUAUAUGGGUUGAGGGGCUGUGAAAUUAAGAUAUUUUAAAGACAAUCUGUGCUUCAUCACCAGACUUGUUCACACUGUUCAGUUCUGUGCAGAAGCUUGAUAUGGGAGCAGAAUGAAAUGACUUUUCAACCUACAAGAAAAAGAAGCAUAGACGAUGCAUGGGCACUUGUGUUCUUAAUACCAAUCAACUAGAUUGACGUAGGUUAAAAUUUUGAAAGGCUCUGUUUUCCCCAAAGCUACAUCAUCUUUAUAUUAAGAAUUUAAAAAAUUAAUAUGGACUUUUCUUAAGUAAUAAAAAUUGAGAGUUUAAUAUCUUUAGGGAUAGUCGUUACUUCUCACAACUAGUUCUCUAAGAGAGAUUCUGUUUCUACAAUGUAGUCUGCACUGAAAGGAAAGUACGGAGUAGUGCAUUUUGCAGGGAUUUUUAUUCAUCCUUUUUGAGGGAGAUGUCCCUUUUUUGCAUUAAAAAAUCAU
Molecule: messenger RNA, 4414 nt
Organism: Kogia breviceps (pygmy sperm whale)
Lineage: Eukaryota; Metazoa; Chordata; Mammalia; Artiodactyla; Physeteridae
Gene: HSPA4L
Product: heat shock protein family A (Hsp70) member 4 like
Biological process (GO): protein folding
Cellular component (GO): nucleus; cytosol
Molecular function (GO): ATP binding; ATP-dependent protein folding chaperone
Source: RefSeq, a predicted model, not a curated record